Messenger RNA from Alosa sapidissima (American shad), 3763 nucleotides. Its product is annotated as CD166 antigen homolog. The coding region runs from base 210 to 1916 and encodes 568 amino acids. Gene Ontology annotation, cellular component: plasma membrane. NCBI's taxonomy places the organism in Eukaryota, Metazoa, Chordata, Actinopteri, Clupeiformes, Clupeidae. The record is from RefSeq and is a predicted model, not a curated record. Gene Ontology annotation, biological process: cell adhesion. The transcript is spliced from 15 exons.
CUCUCUACUCCUCUCGGACUUUUCUCACUGUACCUGCAGGUGGGCGCCGGGAGCAUGUGCACAGACUGAUACAUCUGUCCAGAGAUUGCCAGCGAGCUGGAAAAGCACCUGAUCCCAGAAACACUGUUAUAGCCGGUAGCGCUUUGUAGCAAUUUAAGUUUCAGUUUCAGUGACUUUAGAUUGAGACGAGGACCUCUGCUUUUGCGAGAAUGCAUUCUGCUUCGAUUUUAGCGGGAGUCUUUCUGUCGCUUCUCCAUCAAGUGUGCCCACAGGAGAUCAUCACCAGCCAGUAUGGAGAGACCAUUCGCAUCCCGUGCGGUCCUCAAGACUCGCGCUCUGAGGAACCGUUUCUUAUCAAGUGGAAAUACGAGGAUAAGGUGGACGGCACAUCAGGUGAUCUUCUGGUGAAGCGGAAGACAAAUGCCACCAUCACUGCCUCUGAUGAGUUUAAGGGCCGAGUAUCCAUCGGCAAGGACGACAGCCUCCUCAUCACUAACGCGGUCCUCUCCGACCAGAAGACCUACACCUGUAUGAUGGUGAUGAUCUCGGACAUCUCCGAGCACAGCAUGCAAGUGCUCAUCCGCAAAUCCCCCGAGAGGGUGGAGCUCACGAACAACCCGGCUGCCGUGGAAACAGGCAAACGGACCACGAUUGGAGAAUGCAGUGCGGACGAUGCCAACCCUGCAGCCAAGCUCACGUGGUACAGGAACGACAAGCCUCUAGAGCAUGAUGGCAAAGGCAUUGUGAUCACGGUGUCAGAGACCGUAGAUGCAUCAACGGGGCUGACCAGCAGUGUGUCCGAGCUGCAGUACUCUGUGGAGAAGGAGGACAUGGGGGCGCUGUUCUCCUGUGGGGUCCAGGACUCCGCCCUCAGAUCCAAAGCUGUAAACUUCACCAUCAACUACCCCACGGAGAAGGUCAGCCUGGAGGUUGUGACACCUGGGCUCUUGCUGGAGGGUGCUGACGUCAUGCUGAGGUGCCGUGCCGACGGGAACCCCCCUCCUUCCAGCUACGUCUUCUACCUGCAGGGAAAGGAAGUGACUGUGGAGGACCAGAACUCCUACACGCUGACGGGCGUCACACGGGACCAAUCAGGAGAGUACAAGUGCUCCCCCAGCGGUGACACCAGCCUGGUCGCCUCCCACAACAUCACCAUCCACUAUCUGGACGUGGCUCUGAGCCCAUCUGGGAAGCUUGUGAAGGCUGCGGGGGAGCCUCUGCCCAUCACCCUGGAGAAAGACGCCUCUGGCAAGGUCACUGUGGCCUGGACAAAGAACAACGCCAGUCUGACAGAGGAGCCCCAGUUUGAGCGGCUAAAGUACUCCGACUCAGGGCUGUACGAGUGCAAGGUGUCCAUGGGAGACCUUGUGUCCACACACUCCUUUGAGCUGCUGGUGGAAGGAGCGCCUGUUAUCACCAGCCUGAAGGAGGAGCUGAGCGCUGAUGGAGCCCACAAGGUGCUGAGCUGCGAGGCUGAGGGCUUCCCCAAACCCACUGUGGAGUGGAGCGGCAUCAACGGCACCAAUGUGGAAGAAAGUGACUAUGUUGACGGCAGGGUGACACAUCAAUUGACCGUAGUGCCCAGAGCUAACCUGACAGUCACCUGUCUGGUCAUGAACAACCUGGGAAUGGACAGCAAGACCACUGAGGUGUCAUCCUUAUUGGUCAGUCACAUUGAUGACACAGAGGUGAAAAGAAUGGACAAACAAGACCAGACGGAGGAGUCUGGCGACCCGGCCAAGCUGGCGGUAGGGAUCGUUCUUGGUCUCAUCCUCGUUACGUUAGCCCUGGGCCUGGGCUACUGGUUUUACAUCAAAAAGUCAAAACAAGGCAGCUGGAAAACGGGGGAGAAGGAGGCUGGCAACACGGAGGAGAGUAAGAAGCUGGAGGAGGUUCCCCAGAAGGCCGAGGUGUAGACGGAACAGGCGCGUGCACACGCAGGCACUGAAUGUGAAUCGGAGUUGCGGAGUUGUGACGGCGUGUCUGAUGUUGCCACAUGUUCUGUAGUUAGUUGUGAAAGCCAUUCCCUUCCUCCAUCUCCUCUUCCCUGCGCCCCGCAGAUGCCCUCAAAUAUGCCCCAAAUACCCCACUCCACCCCCCCAUCCCUCAGAUCUGCCCCUUAAGUUCACAAGUGGUUUUGUUUUCCUUCACUUUCAUUAUGGACCAAGUAAAUUAAAAUAAAUAAGCAAAAUAAUUAAUUAAUAAAUAACUAGGUUAAAUAAUUCUGUGUUAGCUUUUGGUCUGCUGAUUAGCUAGGUUAUGUUCCUGUAGCUCCUGGCCCCUGUGCUCAUAGUAUUGGAGGCUGAUCAUAUUCCCUUACACAGAACCGAUGUCCCAGAUCACCACCUGUGCUGAUGAAAAAUGUAAAAUAUGUUUAGGGUUUGUUCAAAAAUCUCACCUGAUGUCAAAGAGAGACGUGAUGUAGCUGUUUUUGUUUUUGUUUGUGAUCGUGAAAGUGAUUGUGAAGCCCCACUGUUACUGGCUGAUGGGGUAAGAGAGCUGAGCAGGAGGGGGUGAGAGAACACUGCCUUGAGGGCAGCAGGCUCCAGAGCCCUACCGAUCCACUUCUGAUUUGAUCCCAAGCCACACCUGCUCUGAAGCGGAUGCGGUUUUGAUCUGGUCUGGAACUGGUCCAACCCACUCUAAUCCAGUCCUAGUCUGAAGGGGAUCUACUGAUCUGACCCACUCUAAUCCAGUCCUGGGCUGAAGGGGAUCUACUGAUCUGACUCACUCUAAUCCAGUCCUGGGCUGAAGGGGAUCUACUGAUCUGACCCACUCUAAUCCAGUCCUAGUCUGAAGGGAUCUGGUCCAACCUGCUCUGCAAUCAUCUGCUCUCUGACACACCUGUGGAGGUCCUCUCCCCCAGCCUGCUGAUCUGAGGCGUGUGACUCUAGUUGCUGUAGGUGAGGGUCCAUCACAAGACACACACACAGACACCAGAUAGAGUAGAAUUGGCCUUUCAGAAGGUGCUUGUGUUCUGUCAUUAGUGAAGAGAAAUGUAUGAUAAUGCCUAUCAGUGUGGGAUGUUACAUGGUGUCUCUCUAGCAUUUUGUUUUAGUGUCAUUUUUGUGUUUGUUUGUUUCCAAUGCUGCACUGUGUAAAUGCCUAUCAGACUGUGGUUUUGUCUCUGGGAAGUUACAGCAGUCAUAAGUGGUGCAGAGUUCUACUUAUCAUCUUGUGUGUUUGAAUGGCCUCGAGUCCAGAGCUGGGCUGCCUCUGGCCCACACUCGGCUCACCUUCGGCAUGGAAUCAGCUGUGCUCUGAGCAGUCCAGCGCGCCUCAUCAUUUUCAUGAUCACUUAGGAGCAUUUCCUUACAUGUAAAUACAGCAGACACUUUUCUAUGUUUUUCUCUGUUUUUGUGCUUUAUUUAUAUUGUUCAGGUUAAACGCUGUUUGUGUGAGGCAGGUUUGUUAGCUAGGAUUAUUAAUCAAUCAGUUGUCUCUGAAACAUGAUACCUCCACAAACAUUCAGAAGUACAGAACAACUGAAGGUUCUUACUUGCAGGCAUGAAGAACAUGGGAAGUUACAUUUGCUAGGUUUUGUGUCCCACACCUUAGUUGCAGAAUCCACUAGUGAAAAAAACAUGUUCUACUUUGUCAACUCAUUUCCUGUUGUAGCUUUACAUUUUUGCAUUGAAAAACAGAUUGGCAGAAAAACCAAAGACAGUGAAUGAGUCCAUGCAAGUACUGUAAAUACUGACUAUUGUUUUUGUACUUUUGUUUAAAAUAAAGUGUACAUUUCGAGGAAAAAGUGCUCCAUACA